Nematocida minor is the source of this 918-nucleotide messenger RNA. RefSeq lists its product as uncharacterized. Gene Ontology annotation, molecular function: RNA polymerase I core binding; RNA polymerase I general transcription initiation factor activity. NCBI's taxonomy places the organism in Eukaryota, Fungi, Microsporidia. Gene Ontology annotation, cellular component: nucleus. Gene Ontology annotation, biological process: transcription initiation at RNA polymerase I promoter. The record is from RefSeq and is a predicted model, not a curated record. The coding region runs from base 1 to 918 and encodes 305 amino acids. The transcript has a single exon.
AUGAAACACGAGAUGAAACCGGUGGUAAAUAUAAGAGAUGUGCUAUUUACAAAAGGAUCAAUAGGAAACAGAAUAGUGCUGAGGAAUAUUCUGAUAGAAGUAGUGAAUCUAGAUACGUCUAUUUUCAUCAUGAAAGGCUCGCUAGAAAAAGAGGAGCAUCUUCUGUGCGCUGAGUAUAUUAACAGCUCGUUCAGCAAAGAAAUAGAAAAUAGAGAAACAGAAAGCAUAGAAACAGACAGGAACAGAAUGUACAUCUAUGAUAUGAACAGAGAUAGCAGUGAUAGGUAUGGCAGACUGUCUGAUUCUUUGCGCAGCAAAAUAGAGGGAUAUGCACACGGGCUGGUGAGUAUAAUACGAUACAUACAGCAGGAGACGAUGGAAGGCAAUGAAGUACAGCAGAAGAUGAUGGAAACUACAGAAAGCAUAGAGAGUAAAGAGAACGAUCUGCUGUUCUUCUGCAUUAUGGAGGUAUUUGAAGAGUUUGUGCUGGGUCUGCACACGGUGUACAGUGUGCAGUAUAUAAUGUACGUUCUUUCCAUUUCCAACGAAAUAAGAACCAGCAACUUCCUCUCUUUUCUGCUGUCUACCGUGCAGUCUAACGAUCAGCGCAGAAGAAUGACUGCUGUUUAUUUUGCGUCCUUUGUCUCCCGGGUUAAGUGUCUCUCAGCUGACUCCAUGGAGAUAGUUGGCGAAUAUGUAGAGUACUGUAGAAAUAGAAUAAACACAGUGGAUGACAGAUACAGCAGAGUGCUGCUAGGCUGCAUUAAGUACAUCUCAGAGAACAGCAGAAUAACGGUUGGCACAGAAGACAUUCUUGCAGAAGCACAGAUACUUCCUGAGGAGAUGAGCAACCACCCCUUUAGAAGGACAGGAAUAGAAGUGUUUGAUAGAUUUAUUGACGAGAUAGAUGAGAUAUAA